GGCGGCGGCAGCACAGGCGAGAAGGAGGUGGGUGCGCGCGGGACACGCGGCUCGCAGUCGUCGCCGCGACUCGGGACCGCGCGCCAGCCGCGCCCUCUCUAAGCGGUGCACGUUGUGAAAGCACGCCUCCGUACGACGACAGCUGUGGCAGUCACUCCUCAACUCUCUCUCUCAGUCUCUCUCUCUCUCGCUGCCUCUAUAUAUGUGCUAUCGACUGGUCACCUCCUAUAUAUAUGUACUCAGUGCAGAGGAUUUCUCACUGUCCUUCUCGGAGCCUGCGGUACCAAAGGACGGCGGUCCGACGACGAACUUCUGUCACCCACCUGUUGCUCUUUUAUCCGCAUCACCAGAGCACGCCCGCGGCGCCUGGACGAAGCGGAUCCCUGUGACUCGCGACUUGGAAGCUGUUAAUAAGAAAGGUGGUGCUUGUGUUGGACGUUUGUGUGAACUUUGAAAGUUGUCCUCCGGACAGCUGCGGGAGAACUUGGAGUAGGUCGCGCGAAUAAGAAAGAAGUUAGUCGCAGCAAAUCGAAACUCUGACUUCUGCCGGAAACGUUCACAUUUCUGUCAAAUUUUCACAUUUCUCGCACACAUCGUGCUUCCCACACUGACUUUGCUGUAGUAGUAACCGCAAGCACCUUCGUUAUGCGUAAUGCAUCCUUACAUUCGCGAACAAAACCCCAUGCAUGAAAAAUAAUUGGUGACUCGGAAUGCCUUCGGUUAUUUCUUCGAUUGCGAGGUUGUUUGCAUCUGGCUUGAACAAUACGAAGUGAGGAGCAAAUAAUCUAAAUUUAGACGAAAAAUACGCAUUCUCUACUUCAAGCCUAUUUGCACAGAUGAUUCGGCAUUUAUCGUUUGCAGAUUUAUGUGAGACUUCAGACUGUGGUGGUUAUAUAAAACGUGUAACUGUUAAACACGCAUCAAAAUCAUACAAGGAAACCAUUUGAACGUAGACUGAAAAUUGAACGUAGCUUUGACGCAGCUUCAAUAAUUGGCCAUUGUCAUCAUGCGACGCAUCGUUAUUGAAUCAUAUAUUUAAACGCUAGACAAACGGGGAAAUGGUGUGCACAUAUGUUCAAAAACUGAUUUUCAUUCUCGGCUCAUGGAAACACGGGCCAUCAGUUUUGUUAAGAUAGGUAAAUGAGUAUCGUUCUCAAUGACUAGAGAUUUCGGACUAUCUGCAGAAAUUUCGAACGUGGUAGAGCAUACGUAAAUGCAGCUGAAGUUGCAGUUUCUCGACAUCCUGGUGCAAUCUGGUGAUUCGAAUAAGUUUUAGUGUAGAAAGGUUUUUAGAAAAAGCCUCUUCUUUGCUUGGCAUUUUAUCUGCACUAACAAGCGAGCCUUGUUUUCUAAGUGAGUUCACGUUCAUCAAGCACAGAAAGACCUGUACAAAUACGUGAAGGGCACACUGUACAUAGAGAGACGGUAUUUUUAUGAUGCACGGGAAGCGUUGAAGUUAACAACAACAACAAAAAAGGCUUCCAGUGCAUGUGGCUAACACAAAUAGCUCUUCAAACUUUCUCGUCACCAGAACUGUCGUCAAGCCUAGUGAGUCAGACUCUCGGGUCAAGGAGUAACUCCUCAAGCGCUUUUGUACCUGCUGAAAAUUUGGUGAACUGAAAGCAAGUUCAAUACCUUCAUCUUAGAUUGUUCGUUUGGUAACACGUGCUCGUUACUUGUAGUGUGAGUGUAAUUCAUGGCUACAUAUUAAUUUAUACCAAUCUCCUACUUUCAAGGAAUCGCAGCCCUUUUCUCUCAACCGCCACAGCUGGAAACGCCGAUAGCAUAUCUAAUCAUUGGGCGUCAUACAAGUUGAAAAACGUCUAAUGUGAGUCUUAUAUUCAUGUGCGCUUUAUACAAGGCGCUUGCCCUUACAGAUAAAAGAAAAACAGAUCGUUAGAAAAAAAAAUAUUCGCAAUCGAGCAACGCAGCGUAAACCUCCUGUAGUCGCCGAUAAGAGUACACAACUCGUAGUCGUCGUGUCUGAUCAUUUAAAGAAUUUUUACAGGCACGCAAUCUGUUCUAGAGAACUGAACUAUUAGUCGUGAAAUUGUUAUGAUUAGACAAGGACAAUAGUAUACUGAAACGUACAUGCAAAAGCACUCGCCCUUGUCGGGAAUCUCAGAAAUUUUUAUCCGCUCCGAAAACUAAUUUUUCAGAUCUGUUAUCAAUUGUUCUUGAUCCGUAAGAGCCUUUCCACUCAGACUCCACCAAUUUCGGGCUAGAGUAUUCGCGUGACCUUUUUGACAGAACCGCGAUUGCGCAAGUGAUCCCAGCAAGAAAGUUUCUUCGAUAGAGAGUGCCCCGAAAAGAAGUGCAGGAAUAUCGCUUUUUCUUCGCGCUUGUUGCGUAACUUUUGAAGUAGAUGGGUGGAACCGGAACAUAAUCACGACACGACACUCCCGAAAGGAAAAGCGCACUUCGCAACAGAAUUACGCUAUAUCGGCAAAAGUGUGGCACAGAGCAGAGGAGUGAGGAACUUCUGAAGGAAGACCGUAAACAACACGCUCGAGAAACUCUGUUCUGUGUUCGUCGUGGUGAGACAUUCCUGUGGUGCGUUAGCCUGUAUUAAGCCGCCGCGAUUGUAAGACACGGAUUCUUCUCCUCGUUGUCCUCCACAUUGUGCGUGUUGCAAAACACAGCUGCCCCCACCCGCACGCUGUGUCUGAGUUGCAGUUAGUGGGACGGCGUUCCUCGUGAUCAGCCAAGUGGAAGCACUCCUGACUGACAGUGCGUGAAAUCCUCCGCGACUUGAACGCUCGAAGCGAGGCUUCUUUUCUGCUCGACGACUGAUAAACAGGAGCCAAGUCACCCGUUCAAUCCAUCCUUUAUCACAGAUUCUCAUGCCUGUUUACCUCGUGGAAGCCAGUAGCGGCAAACUCCUCUCUUGAACCAUGACUUCCAGCGUGGGCCUUCUAAUGGACACACCGAGCAGCACAGUCGUGUCGCAAUUUCUUAGCGGCAGCGUCAUGUUUGAUGUAGUUGAAAACACGACGUCUGCGCGCCUCGCCCCCUUCAUGGGCGACGCGAACGACUCAAACAUCACGGGGACUCCUGACCACUCUGUCGUGGCUGCUGGUGGUAGCGGCGUCGCAGGAGCUGGAGACGCCGUCCUAUCGAUCGCUGUGCCGCUUCCGGAAGCUGUGGCCACUGUGCUGGUACUCUCGGCCAUCGUGGCCGGAACGGUGUUCGGCAACGUACUCGUCGUGCUCGCUAUAUUCACCUACAGGCCCCUUCGUAGCGUGCAGAACAUGUUCAUUGUGUCUCUCGCCGUCGCCGACAUUGCAGUGGCACUCCUGGUGAUGCCCUUCAACGUGGCUUACUCCAUCAUGGGUCGGUGGGUGUUCGGCUUGCACAUGUGCGAGCUGUGGCUCACCUGCGACGUUCUGUGCUGCACGGCUUCCAUCUUAAACCUGUGCGCGAUAGCGCUGGACCGAUACUGGGCCAUCCACGACCCCAUCAACUACGCGCAGAAGCGCACGCUGCGGAGGGUGCUGCUCUCCAUCGUGCUGGUGUGGGCCAUCAGCGCGCUCAUCUCUGUGCCGCCCCUGAUUGGCUGGAACGACUGGCCCGAACAGUUCGACGAGACGUCACCCUGCCAGCUGACCGAGGAGCGCGGUUACGUGCUCUACUCAGCCACUGGCUCCUUCUUCGCCCCCCUGCUCAUCAUGACCAUCGUGUACUUCAAAAUCUACCUGGCCACCAGGCGACGGCUCCGAAAGCGUGCCAAGGCAGUGGCGGCCACACUACAGGUGAAGCCUUCAGCGCUGCAGUCCCUGCCGCCUGCCGCGCACGAAAACUCGUCGGCGGACUCUCCGCAGACCGAGCAAAGCCCAAUCGAUCCGGACAUGGACAGCGUGACGGCGAUCCGCACAGACGAUGUUCCGGACGUCCGCGGAAAGACCCAGCAGAACGGUGGCAACGGUGCUGCUAGACUGGGCCCGUGCAGGGCCUCUCCCAACGUGAAGCAGUACAUGGAAGAGCGUCAGCGCAUCUCGCUCUCCAAGGAGCGGCGUGCGGCACGUGUGCUGGGCAUUGUCAUGGGAGUGUUUGUGUUGUGCUGGCUUCCUUUCUUCCUCAUGUACGUCAUCUUGCCCUUCUGCCCGCAGUGCAGCAUCGCACCAAAGACGGUAAACUUCAUCACCUGGCUGGGUUACGUGAACUCUGCUCUGAACCCCGUGAUCUACACCGUUUUCAACAAUGACUUUCGGAAGGCCUUUCUCAAGAUCCUCUGCCGUCGGCGCAGCUGAGCUCACAAUAGGUCAACAGUGCUGUUGGAAGGUUUUCAUUCGAUACACGUACCCGUAACGUAAACUUGAGGACAAAGGGUUCGGCCAUGGUGCGACACAGUCCCUUUGUGAAACACUUUCGUGCUUUGGGUAAUCAGUCACUUGGUGCCGGCCGCUUUUUGAGCAUGCUGGCCGGAAAAAGAAAGAAAUGUUUAUGACGCAUUUCCUUUGUGACAGCGUUGAACAGCGUCGAGGUGUCUUCCAAGUUGUAACGCUUAACGGCGGUGGCAAGGACAGUUUGACAUAUACAAUUGUCAAACAGCGCAUUGAGUAUUGGAGGCUGCUUUCGUUGGUUCAGCCUCGUCAGCAGGCGAAGCUCUCUCAGUCUCAUUCCGAAUGGAAAAUUUGAAAACAGCUGAUGGUAAUUAAGAACUAAGCACUUUCGUGUAUAUGUCUCGUAGUAACGUAUGUAAAUUAAAGUUUGCCAAACGUAGCUUCCGUGAGUACAUACUUGUGUUCGGUAAUUUUAGUAACCGCUCCAGAUACGCACAACGUUACUCCUCUUAGCGGGAAUUGUUGUCUCUGGAGAAUAAACAUUUGCCGUUUCAUUAUGGCAAAGAAUUUUGAAGAAUGCGUGAGACAUUAAUUGACCGAGUCUAUAUCAUUGCCGAUUAACCGAACUUAUCUCCAUGAAAAUGCUUUCAAGAUUACGAAAUAUCUCUCGCAUAUGGUUUCAGCUGAUAAACAGCAGCUAUAUUAAGAGUACACCCUUUGAAAAAAUGCGGUGCCUUCAAGACCCGACGGACGCCAUUUCAACUAUAAGAGUUGAGCUGUUAAAUAACUGUGGUGCUCAUUAUGUGUUAUGUUUCAUGCAUGUCUACGUGCUUAUUUGUUUCAUUACGAAGCAUGCCUGUAGAAAUUUUGACAGUGCUCUUGAAGACAUUGUACAGCUAGUACGUCACCAGUGCUCGUUGAAAGUAUCAAAACGACCUGGAUCGUUGUAUGCGAAAUGUCAUUUCAAGGCAAUUGUGUGCCUACGUAACAUGGCAGGAGUGAAAGGUAUAUUUGUGAUAUGUAUAUGUAUAUGGCUCUGUAAUUGCGUGUCUAGAAUUUUCGGAGCGAAUGAGUAUAUUGAAGUGGUUGAUGUUGUCAUUUAUCCCUCGUAUCCAAAACGACAUUGUCAACAUCUGUUUAGUAAGUUGAAUUUAAAAAUUAUUUUUCGUCAGCACGGAUACCUAGUUGUUACUUCGUUUCCAUUCAAAUUACGCCAACACCAGCGCGUUUGUGACACAUUCGAUGAUUAACUGUCAUUGCAUAACAUGUGGUGCCAUCUUGCGCAGCGCUAUUACCAAGUUCCCCCAAUGCAAGGCUCAAACACAGAUGUAUGAUAUACAUUUGAAAGUCUUUAAACGGUUUUGCAUAUUUAUUUUUUAUUAUUAGGUUACACAAAACAAUACCUUCAAAAGCCCGUACAGCUGCCUACGAAAACUACAGAAUGGGUAAACGCUAUAAAGUUCGAAUGCUUCGUGGUGUGAACAUGCUGCUGGACGUUGAAAAAGUGUACACAUGAACGUUGAAAGCCCAGGACUCUAGUGGAAAUCAGCUAUUUCCAAGCAGUAUGCUUAGGUCACCAGAUGCUUGAGCUUUGUACCGUUCAGCAUUCCUACAUAUCUUGUGCAAUUUAGAGCCAUAAGAACUUAGCGCAGCUUAAACGAACCAGCUAGUUAAACUAGAAACCUCUGUGACAUUUUCUGAUUUGUUACCAUUGUGUUCUGUUAGCUAGGCCACCAAUUAUAUUCUAAAAUAAUUAAGCUUACAAGCAGAAGGGUUGUAUCAUGUAAACAUCCUUCUCCUUUUAUUGCGUUCCUUUCUUAACAACCGCCGCAAUGAAUGGUGAUGUACCGGCAAAUUACCAACGAAAAGAAAAACUAAAUAAAAGGAAUCAUGACAUAAUAGAGCCCCUGCUCAACUUUUUUGGUAGCUGGCGCGCGAACGGUUGCAUUAGCUGUCGUUCAGCGUUUCAUAUUUACCACCUAAUACAGCAUGUAGGAGCUUCCGCCCGACUCUUCAUCUGUGAUUUCAGUUCUCCGUGAGUAGACAUUAAAGCAUGAGAGUGAGUGUAUUUAUGUGCACGUGUGUGUUCAUACUCGUUGAACGUAAAAUUGUCGAAUUGUAGUUCCCCCGUUUACCUGUUCUAUGUGAAACCCAAUGAAUUGUUAAAAUCUAGUAGGUAUUGUAAUCUAUAAGAAUUGUUAAAUCUUAAGUCUAUAAACACUGUGUCGCAUGCGCAUUCAUUUUCUGGAAAUUUUCGGGGUUGUAACUUCGGUAAACAUAAUGCACAUUUUUAACGUUCAAUUUCUUAACACCCUUUAUGGUAACAAAUGGUCAGCUAUGAGAAAGAAAUGAGGAUAAUUAAUUUUAUUCUUGCUCGAGCAUUUAAACCCUGCAACGUAUCGAAAAGACCUCCCAACGCUCCUCUUGCAAUAGACACUCAAUAAAUCACUGUAGCCCAUUUGUUACCACAUUUUCAUGCUCAAGGAAUUAUGUGCGUGGAAAUUAGGUGCAUAUAUAGGACUCCUUAAAAAACCUAUUUAUUUUGAGCACACAAGCUACGAUAUCUAGGAACGCAGCAAUGCUGUCAACGUAGUGAAAAUUGGAGACUUUUUUACUUAAUUCUACAGUGUCAUGCAUGAGGAAGAGGGAGGUGGGGGCAGGGCAGUACAUAAAGCAGAAUACAAUGCCUUAUUAGCGGAUAUCACCAUGAAUGUGCUCAACAUUAAAGUAAAUAAUUAAAAUUUUAGUGGCCACGGUGAAAAAUUAACAUUUCAUAACUAAAGUAAUGAAAAUAUUGCGGUGCUUGUUGAACAGAUCUUGAAGCACACUAUCACACACACAAAGAUUACAGAAGGACAGACAAGACAACACUUCUGUUUGCCUGUCUAUAACAUGCUGUUCGUGUACAGGUGUUGAAGAUGUCUUCAACAUGAACUUUAACCAACCAAUAUGAGUCGCCAUGAUGUUGCAUUGCUGUGCUAAUUGGAAUUGUGUUUGGGCCAUAAUUUUGUGCUUUCUUAGACGAAGAAAAAUAAAUGAAGGGGAAGAAUAAACAUCUUAUACGUGGUCGAAA
This is a messenger RNA of Dermacentor andersoni, 7356 nucleotides long. RefSeq names its product probable G-protein coupled receptor No18. Gene Ontology annotation, cellular component: plasma membrane. The record is from RefSeq and is a predicted model, not a curated record. Gene Ontology annotation, molecular function: octopamine receptor activity. Gene Ontology annotation, biological process: G protein-coupled receptor signaling pathway. NCBI's taxonomy places the organism in Eukaryota, Metazoa, Arthropoda, Arachnida, Ixodida, Ixodidae.